Messenger RNA from Myotis davidii, 3182 nucleotides. It is a transcript of the gene MAP2K3, whose product is annotated as mitogen-activated protein kinase kinase 3. Gene Ontology annotation, biological process: protein phosphorylation; MAPK cascade. The record is from RefSeq and is a predicted model, not a curated record. The coding region runs from base 113 to 1150 and encodes 345 amino acids. NCBI's taxonomy places the organism in Eukaryota, Metazoa, Chordata, Mammalia, Chiroptera, Vespertilionidae. Gene Ontology annotation, molecular function: ATP binding; MAP kinase kinase activity. The transcript is spliced from 12 exons.
ACUUCCUCACAUGGCCUCUCUGACCCGCCGUCUCCUCUUCGGUGAAGUGAGGUGAGCACCCUCCCUUGCAGGGUGGCGAUAAAGAUUCCAGGUCGUCUGUCACAGGAACGGAAUGGCACCUGUGGUGACUUCCUUCCUGCAGCCGCUUGUUGGUAGAAAGGCCAAGAGGAAGAAGGACUUACGGAUAGCCUGUGUGUCCAAGCCGCCCGCGCCCAACCCCACCCCCCCUAGGAACCUGGACUCCCGGACCUUCAUCACCAUUGGAGACAGGAACUUUGAGGUGGAGGCCGAUGACCUGGUGACCAUCUCAGAGCUCGGGCGUGGCGCCUAUGGGGUGGUGGAGAAGGUGCGGCACGCCCAGAGCGGCACCAUCAUGGCUGUGAAGCGGAUCCGGGCCACCGUGAACUCCCAGGAGCAGAAACGCCUGCUCAUGGACUUGGACGUGAACAUGCGCACGGUUGACUGCUUCUACACCGUCACCUUCUACGGGGCCCUCUUCCGAGAGGGAGAUGUGUGGAUCUGCAUGGAGCUCAUGGACACAUCCCUGGACAAGUUCUACCGGAAGGUGCUUGAGAAAGGCAUGACGAUCCCCGAGGACAUUCUGGGGGAGAUUGCUGUGUCUGUAGUGAGGGCCCUGGAGCACCUGCACAGCAAGCUGUCCGUCAUUCACAGAGAUGUAAAGCCUUCGAACGUCCUCAUCAACAAGGAGGGCCACGUGAAGAUGUGUGACUUUGGGAUCAGCGGCUACUUGGUGGAUUCUGUGGCCAAGACGAUGGACGCUGGCUGCAAGCCCUACAUGGCUCCCGAGAGGAUCAACCCGGAGCUGAACCAGAAGGGCUACAACGUGAAGUCCGACGUCUGGAGCCUCGGCAUCACCAUGAUCGAGAUGGCUAUCCUGCGGUUCCCCUACGAGUCCUGGGGGACCCCCUUCCAGCAGCUGAAGCAGGUGGUGGAGGAGCCGUCCCCUCAGCUUCCGGCUGACCGCUUCUCUCCGGAGUUUGUGGACUUCACUGCCCAGUGUUUGAGGAAGAACCCCGCAGAGCGCAUGAGCUACCUGGAGCUGAUGGAGCACCCUUUCUUCACCUUACACAAGACCAAGAAGACAGACAUCGCUGCUUUUGUGAAGACGAUCCUGGGAGACGACUCGUAGAGGGGCCCCAGCCCAGAGCCCUCCACGGGGCGAUGCUUGCCCACAUCCAUAAGCUACUGCAGCUGGCCGUGGGCAUCCUGGGAGGACUCGAGGGGCUGGUCCCAAGUGCCAAAGAACCAGACUGUCAGGGCUCCCUGCGGCCCUCAUGGGCCUACCAGUGCCUCUGUCCUGCUGCUUCAAGGACCCCAAGUCUUUAGCCCCCAAGACCCUGGACUUGUGGGGACCUGGGUGCCCCCAGAUGUUGCCGCCCCUCACAGAGAAGGCAGCCGGCACCUGUGCACUGCCUGGCCCCGCCCGGAUGCCUUCAAGUUGUAUAUUUUUCUACUUCUGACUGAAUGGACUUUGCACACUUUGGCUCAGGACUCUGCUGGGUGGUGUGGGUGCGGACGGGUGAGCCACGUGGACCUCGAGCCCCCUGAGGGAGACCCCGCUGCUGGAGCCCUCGCUGGGCGCUGCACGCAGGCCUCCCCGGGACCCUGUGGCCCAGCCCCUCCUGUCACAUUUACUAGGGGCGUCGUUUCACUUUCUUUUUUUAAUUUAUCCUCUUUUUCCCUUUUGCUUUGUGGGUUUGGCUGGGUUUUUAUUGCUGUUGUUGUUUGUUUUGCACGGUCUGGAGCCACAUACGUUUUCUGCCACCCCCGGGGGCCAGUGGCCAAGACUCACCUCUGCUCGGGUGGCUCUAGGAGGUUGGCCUCCAGUCUCUGCUCAGAGACACUCCCUGGGGCUGGCCUGGCAGGCUAUAGAUUAGCUUUUCAUAAUAUGUGUGUGUGGGGGGGUGUGUAUAUACACACAUAUACAUAUAUGCUUUUUUUUUUAAAGAAAGGACUACCUGUCCUGGGUUCUGUCCCUGAUGGGUGGGGGCAGUUACCUGUUUGCUGUUUUAAUAAAAAAAAAAAAGUGGGUGCGAAGGCGGCGUGCGACUGUCACCGUGCUGAGCCCACGCCUCGGGGUGCCUGUGGCCACUGGGAGGACCCCUGCCCUGGGGUGGGGCCGGGCUGUGUGGUCGGGGGAGGGGUUGCACCAGGGCCCUGGGGUGGUGCUGAGGGGCCGGUCCUGUGCUGGGUGCUGGGCGGAGCAGCAGACACAGGCCUGACCGCUGGCUGUGGGAGAGUGCUCUGCCGAUGCCCUCCCUGGAUGCUGUCCGCUCACGGAGGUGGGAUGCUGUCUUGGGCUACGAUGUUGUCCCAGUUUCUGAGAAACAGGCCCAGCGAGCUGAAGUGACGCGCCCCAAGCACCCAGCUGGUAAUGGUGAGAAGCAGCUUGGAGCCAGGCCGUGUACCUUGGGAGGGGAGCUCGAGGAAGGCGGCAUUGCCAAGGUCCAGCCUGACCUGUGGUCCUCGGGUCUGGGCUGGGCGGGAACUGCCAUCACCGCCGUCAGCAGCAGGAGUGACUGCUCACGUGAGCACAGCUGUGUGCGGCUCAGGCAGUUGGGCAGGAGCGGGUUGGUCCCUGUAGCACUCGUGUCCGCCUUAGCUGCUUUCUCUCGGUCCACACCCUUUGUGGGGACAAGGCAGGACCCAAGGGCUCCUCCCAGUUUAGCAAAGGGGCUCAGACUCCAGCUGCAGCCCCAGGUCUGGCUUGUUGGGCGGGAAGGGGUCACAUACCCAAGUCAUCAGCCAGGAGGAUCAGCCCACCCACAUCUCAGGGUUGAGAAUGCACCUCCCUAGUCCUCCAGGGGAACUCAGGGCAUCUUCUCUGGGGUCCUCUCUCCUCUACCUCAGCGCCCCUGUCCUCACCCCGCCUGUCCUCAGCACAACCUGGUGUCAAAGAGCCUCCAGUCCAGGACAGCUCUCUGCCCACUAACCCUUCCCUGGCACACACUGAACACUUGAAGGCACGUCUGUGCCUCUCCCUCCCAGCCUUCCUCCAUGAUGAAGGCUGUUCUCACCAUGGGGUCUUUGCACAGACUGUACCCCCCCGCCUGGGACCCCUUCCCCCAGGCCUGCCUCUCCUCUGGUCCAGCCAGGUUUCGUCCGAGUAGAUCUGACUGCCACUGUGUUCGCUCAGCCUUUGUUAAUGAAUAAAACAUACA